UUUUGCCCUUCCCUCUGCUCGAUUCCGAUCUCUCCGUGCGAAAUGCUCGCCUCGCAUCUGUAGACGACGGUGCUUUGCUUGCUUUGGAUCGAGUUCUUCUUGCUGUUCUUAUUGGGGAAGGAUGUGAUAAGGUUGGAGCGGGAGUCCGUCAUUCCGGUGUUGAAGCCCAAGCUCAUCAUGAAGCUGACCAGUCUCAUCGAGCAUUCUACUGACCAAACCGAGUUUGUCAAGCUAUGCAAGAGAGUUGAGUACACUAUUCGUGCAUGGUAUCUUCUACAGUUUGAAGAUUUGAUGCAACUUUACUCAUUGUUUGACCCUAUUCAUGGUGGUCAGAGAUUGAAACAGCAGAACCUACCUUCACAAGAGAUAGAUGGUCUGGAACUGAAUUUCCUGAAAUGUUUUUUUCAGGUAAUGAAAAAGAGCAAUUUCAAACUAGUUACUGAUGAAGAAAUGAAAGUUGCACAAUCUGGGCAGUAUCUCUUAAACCUUCCGAUCAAAGUUGAUGAAUCAAAGCUGGACAACAAACUUUCGCCGAUGUAUUUUAAGGAUCAUCCUCAUGAGAACCUCCCUAGUUUUUCUGAUAAGGUAUUAUUCAAAACUUUUAUCUACAAUCUUUUGCUUCUGUUACAAAGUUGAGAAAUUUUUUAAAUUUUCAACUUUUCUGAUA
Messenger RNA from Zingiber officinale, 667 nucleotides. RefSeq lists its product as uncharacterized. Bases 178 to 636 code for a protein of 152 amino acids. Lineage: Eukaryota; Viridiplantae; Streptophyta; Magnoliopsida; Zingiberales; Zingiberaceae. The transcript is spliced from 5 exons. The record is from RefSeq and is a predicted model, not a curated record.